Molecule: messenger RNA, 773 nt
Organism: Neocloeon triangulifer
Lineage: Eukaryota; Metazoa; Arthropoda; Insecta; Ephemeroptera; Baetidae
Product: PEST proteolytic signal-containing nuclear protein-like
Exons: 4
Coding region: 99-563 (154 amino acids)
Biological process (GO): protein ubiquitination; proteasome-mediated ubiquitin-dependent protein catabolic process
Cellular component (GO): nucleus
Source: RefSeq, a predicted model, not a curated record
ACUAGACAGACUCUACGCUGGCCGAAGGGCUAUGAAUGUUGGUGAAAAUGUUUUGAGUGAUAAAUGUAGCUGAAUUUCCAAACAUAUUCGAUCUAGAAAUGUCGGGACGAGAUAGCUACAGAUACAGUUCAAAAUACUCAGCAGGAUCUUCAAGCCAUGGCCAGUCAAGGGAGCGGUCGAGAUCCCCCCUGGACGAUGAUAGACGACCAAGAAAUCCAGAUCCUCCUAAGCCGAAACCCAUUCUGAUAGGCAACAAAAAUAAACCCUCAGGCGGAAUUCAAAUGAAACUGCAAGCACCCAACUUGCAGCAGGCAAGCAAAGCUGAAGCGCCAGUGGUCAAACCAAAGAAAAAUUUAGUUGCAGCUGUCUUCAAUGACGACAGCGAUUCCGAGCCAGAAGAAAUGCCACCCGAAGCAAGAAUGCGCAUGAAAAAUAUUGGACGGGACACUCCCACAUCAUCCGGGCCAAACUCCUUUGGUAAGACGAAGCAAGGAUUUUGCGAUCCCAGCAAGCUAUUUGAGAUGUCUGUUAAGAAGUUGCAGGAAGAGUCUCCAAGGUCAUGAAGCGUAAUUAAUUGUAUUAUUUCUACGUAUUGCACUCAUCUUUAUUACUAUUAUGUGCAAAAAUCGAAACAAUUUCUGUUCAGUUAUUUACAUACAAUUUUCAUUUUUCUUGUGGUGCUUUUGAUAGAAAAAAUGUAAAAAUCAUGAUCUUCAACACUGUAGGAUUUCAAAACACGUAAUUGAAAAUUAAACGAUGUACAUUUAAGUCUA